Messenger RNA from Anopheles coustani, 1062 nucleotides. RefSeq lists its product as uncharacterized. The record is from RefSeq and is a predicted model, not a curated record. Gene Ontology annotation, molecular function: sequence-specific DNA binding; DNA-binding transcription factor activity. NCBI's taxonomy places the organism in Eukaryota, Metazoa, Arthropoda, Insecta, Diptera, Culicidae. The transcript is spliced from 2 exons. The coding region runs from base 1 to 960 and encodes 319 amino acids. Gene Ontology annotation, biological process: regulation of DNA-templated transcription.
AUGGAGGAAAUUGGAGAUUGUUGCAUCAGUUUGCAAGUGUUUUUGAUAGCAGUCGGACUGUGUGCAAACAUGACUGAGUUGUUAAAUAAUACUAUCCGUUCAGGCAAACGAGUAAAUAAGAUGCAUUUUGUACAGAAGCUGUGGUUUGCGCUUAACAAAACUAAUAUCGAUUGUCUCUACUGGAACGAAGAUAAAACGGCGGUCGUCAUCGAUCUGGACAAGUUUGAUGCAUCGAAGCUGGCGGAGAUUUUGAGAUGUAAUACAGCGGAAGAUUUUCUGUGCAUGCUUAAGCACUACGGUUUUGUGCGGCAACCGUUAGGAAAAAGUGACUCUAGUCAUGCCAUUUACCGUCAUCCAGUUUUCGAAGGAAGCAACGAACAGCUAAUCGAUUGUUGGAUGAAGGAAACUUACAACCAAUUAGAUGCAGACUAUAGUGCAAGUGCGUGCUCAUGUCUGCGACCAAACAGUUUGGCCAACGAAUUUCGUCCGCGAGAUAUUGACGACAAGUUUGAGAAAGUGAAGGCGAACAUAAGUAGAGAGAUGAAGCUUCUCAAUGCGUACAUUCAGCAAGAGUACGUUAAGAACGGUGCCAACGGUGUCGAUACAUUGAUCAUUCCGUUAAAAUAUUACGAUGAUGCGACUCAAGCGAAUGCAGUGACUACAUCCAAGGAAACUCUGGGCGUCGAUGGUUACCAUGGUAAAAAUGAUUCCAGUGAGCUGCAAACUUACUUUGGAAACGUAUUAGUCGAAGAGCAAGACGACGUAAAAGAAGAGUUUUACUUGAUUGAACGCCAGGAUUUAGACGAAAACUUGCCGGAUUUAGCGGAUCCAGUGACGACUACAGUUAAAUCAGAACCCAUGGAUACGACGGUGGAAAACUACCUGUGUAUAGACGAAGCAACACCGAACAUGAUUACGGAUAGCGUGCUGUCAUGUAUUGAGCAACUGGACUACGAAUGAAUAUGUUGUAUGUUAACAUACCGAAACAGGAGAUUAUUUUCAGAUUUAAAACAAAAUGUUCCUAUGAAUUUGAACCUAAUUUAAAUAUACACUCCAACAACU